Messenger RNA from Ostreobium quekettii, 272 nucleotides. The record is from the annotation of a GenBank genome assembly. Lineage: Eukaryota; Viridiplantae; Chlorophyta; Ulvophyceae; Bryopsidales; Ostreobiaceae.
GGGAAUUCCAGAAGGAGCACGACAGGACCUGCAUGCAGUGUGACAAGUACUGCGAGCCGGGCAGCUGCGUGGACCACGAGGGCUGCAACCAGUGCAAGCCAGGCUACUACCGCAGCCGCCGCGACCUCUUCUGGCCGUUCCUGUGCGUCCAGUGCUCCGCAGUCAUUCCUGGGUGCGAGGUGUGCGAGGAUGGCGUGUUCGACCAGCAGCCACCCAUCUGCCUGGCCUGCUCCAACGGCAAGCCCCCAGUUGACGGAACGUGCCUGGCCUAA